Molecule: messenger RNA, 6832 nt
Organism: Caenorhabditis auriculariae
Lineage: Eukaryota; Metazoa; Nematoda; Chromadorea; Rhabditida; Rhabditidae
Source: the annotation of a GenBank genome assembly
AUGAAGUUUUGUACUUUUUACGUAGGCGUUUCUUGGAAAAGGGGGGGGGGUCGUAGAAUCUGAUAAGAAGUACUCAUAAAGUCAUUCACAAAGCGUUAGAAAUAAAUUUUGCAACGCGUUACGCAAUAAACUGAAGGAGCCAAAAAUACAUAUCACUAUUUUCAAUCACGCAACGCGAACUUAAUUUCAACGCUUUUUCAAAAGAGCCAAAGAGCUACUGACACUUCACCGAAUAGAUUUUUUCAGAAUAAAAAUCCAAAUCAUGUUGAUCUUGAUUUUUCAAAGAUAAGGGGUGUCAUAACGAGGUUUUUCAUUAUUUUUUCCAUUUGAAUAAUUUUUAUCCAGUUUUUUUUACCAUCAUAUCAAAAUUGAAAUCCUGCUUCUGAAUGUAUUUAAAUCGUUUUUAAAUUCAAAACUCGAAAACGGGAACUUCUAAAUCAGGUCCUCAGCUCACUUUCCUUAGCAAAAGUAUAAAAAAAAAAUUAAUGAACUCUUGCGUAGUUAGAAGGAGGUUUGAGACUAGUUUCAAACUUUCAAGGAAAAAUAAAUCAGCGAAACAGUGGGGAAACGAAGAUUGAAAAGGUCUUUCUGACGUUAUCGGCCAGUGGCAGCGGCUUUUUAUUCCCAACCAUACGGUUUGGUCUUACGAGUGAUAAGCGCCGUGGCUUCAUGUGCUUGGAUAGGUUCGUCUGCAUUUUCAGCAGGUCUCUCCUAUUCCAAGCCUUCUGUGUGCUUCUUAGACCCGCGUGAUUUUGCAAGGCUGGCGCGUGAAUGAUUUAUCAUUUCGAUCAGGGAUUAUUUUUAGGAACCGGAAUCACGUUUUGUUUUGAGUCAUUGCUGAUCUUUUUUUUGAAUGAUCAGUCUUGAGCAAAAAUUAUAAUUACGUUGUGGAAUUAUUUUCUUGGUCUACAAAAACACGGCGAAAUGGGAAUAGAGCGAAUUUGACUUUCUUCUGAAAAGAUCCACAAAUUACACUGGCCAAUCGGCGCAUCCACAAAAAUAGCUAACGCGUAUCCUAUUCAUUAACGGACGAUGUGGAUACCCCGAUUGACCUUUUUAUGCUUUCCGAGUAGUUUCUAUUUUUCAUCAUAAGCCUGCUGAUUCCGUUUUUUAAAAACUUUUGAUACUCAGUAGUUUUUGAGAGUAGUUUGCAUCGUUUUGUCAACUCAUCAACAGUCACACUGUCUCAUGUUCUAUGGAUACUUGAUUUGUGGGUGUCGUUGAAAUGCGCACAGGCUACACUUAUCAGCAGAGUCUAAUCAGCUCAAUUCUACUUGUCAUUCGAUUAAGGGAUUAUGUCUCAGUCGAGGUAAAAUUGGAAGAACUUUCAAUCAAACAAACAAAGAAAAAAAAAGUGAGGGAAAGAUAAAAGAAGAAAGAAUUCCUGAAGAUUAUCAACGAUGAUUUGCAGCAGUCAUGGUAGAAAGUGACGAAAUAACCUGGGAAACGAGGUUGCAGAACCAUUCGAGUUCUUUGACUCAGUUUCUGGAGUCGAAACGGUAUGGAAGGGAGAGGAUCUUCUGAAAAAUAGUUCGAAAUAUUCAGGGAAAAGUUGCUUUCCGAUUUCCCCGACAACCGCGAAGAAGCUCUCACAGAAAUCGUCCAAGUCAUCUGUGCAUUAUCUCCCGACUUCCUGAGCGAUGAGCAAGGUGCUCUUGGGAAAUUCGUCCAGUUUCUAAAUUGAACAUUUUCAGUAGCUCUGCUUUUAGAGUUUCUUCUGUCACGUUUGGAAUCUUCUGCCUUGGCCGGUGGCUCUGUCAUUUCCGGUAUCCAUCAUUUGGUUAGAAAAGAAAAGUCUCAGAAAAUGAGCAUUUUUUUGAGGUGACAAGAUGCAAAAAUCUUCCUGAAGGAUUCGAAAUGCCUCUUGUAAGAUUCAUGUUCAAGUGAGUUUCCGGUUUCUUGCGAUUAUCAACUGAAAUUAAGAGAAGGAAACGUGCAAUCGUGGGCUCAGAAAGAUCGGCAGUUACAGUACGAAGUUCUGCAAUGGCUGCUGAAAAGACGUCUCAGUCGUGAGUUUCCAAUUUCUCAGAAGAGGAAUCUUCUUUUGAGUCUUGCAAGCGUUGGGCGUCGACUUUGUUGCCACCUUCAUCAAGACGAUUUCCGGCGAACGAGACCCGCGGUGUCUUUUGGCCGCUUUCCAAAUGUUCGUGACGGUCGCCAAAAACUUCGGUAUGGGUAAGUCGAAACGAAAGUUCACAUCAAAAUGAUUGAAGUUAAAGUUUGAUGCGAAAGGACAAUUUGGAGGAAGGCGCUGAUAGGCUAUAAAAAGAUAUCCAUUAACUUGCUUUAUUUUGAAUAUUCUGAAGUUUCAGACUCACUAGUGAGGCUAUUUAGCUGAUAAAUGAAAGAAGUUUUCUAGCUAUCUGUAAGUUCCCAUACAAACUAUUAAAUAAACUUGCUGCUUAGUUGAACAGAAAUUGGAUUUUUAACUGCUGAUGCCUUAAUGGGUUAGCGCUUCUGGAAUGAAAUUCCAUAGUUCAUUGUAGAUUUUUCAAAAAAGCCGUACUUCUCUGCAGCAUUGCCAAAGUCGUUUUUUUUUAAAAAACGGUUUAUUGCAUCUUCAAUGUAAGAGUACAUGUGCAAUCGACUUUCAUUGAUUUAACUGUGUUUAAACGGCGGCAGGAGCUGUGGCUUAGGCAGAGAAGUUGUGAAUUUCGCUCGUAGAACAUCAGGUACAAGAGUCGUAACCCAGUGAAUAAAAAGAAAUUCAAUUUUCAGGGCCGUUCUCUGAAGAGAUGUUCGAAACGAUCGCAUGCUACUUUCCUGUGGAGUUUAAAGCAGUAAGUUUCCUCUCGAGAACAACCAAACCGGAGAAUUUGAGUCGGCCACGGAAAAGUCGAUCAGCCGCGCCUACCUGUCGACCUGCUGCUCGGCGUGUCUUGUCGCCUCGCCCAACUUCGCCGACUUCUGUUUCCUGCUCAUCGCCGAGAAGUUUGAAGACGACGAGUGCUCGCCUGAACAGAAGGACGACGUCUGCGCUCUUCUGGCACGUCGGUCGUCUAGCAAUCUUUCUUAAAUUACAUCUACAGGCGUUGGCCGCAGAUACUUUCCCCUCUAGAGCUGUUUUACAACAUUUGAAAGAUUUACUUGCCGGUUUGCGGAUGGUCGGCCUAAAUCCAAAAAAUCGUGGUAUAUUUUUGAUAAGGGAAAGGAAAUAUUGGAACUGACAGGUGAAAUGUCGGGAGAGGUAGACGAAGCACUAGGAGCGCUUCUGAGGACCGUUCGAAGACUGGAAGAGCCGAAAUUCGAGUGGGGAUGCAUCGAUUCGUUCAUCGAAAGUGAGUGUUGUGAAGAGAAUAGAUUUUGUUCUAAAAAAAAAUAUUGAAUACAUCGAAUUGAUCGAACUUUGAAAGUGAUGGGUUUUUAAACUUUUUUUUUGAAAGGAAGUUUGAUAACGGAUUUUGAAAAUUGACGGGUUGAAGGAUUCAUGGUUGAAUUUCUUUUCUUGCAUUAGGUCGAAAAAGGAUUGAACAAUUUUCUGUCAAUAUCUUCGCUUUCUGUUCAAAGUUCUCCUGAAAAGUAGGAGGCGUAAUUCCAAAUACUGUAUAACAAUUUGAAUUAAGGUUCUUGGUUUUUGAGGACAGGAUGGAUAACUUUCAGACCUCGAACCUUUUGUGCUCCAAGCUGAGAUGGGCCUCUCCGGGAAAGGUUUUCGGCUAUUGCGCUGCGCCUUCAACAACGCCUCGAAUGUCGGCGCGCGGAAGAUUUUGGGUCAAGCUCUGGCGUGGCUCACGACUUUAGUCCAAGGUGAAUCUGGAGCUCAUCCGAAAUCCACGAUCUCGACUGCAGGCGACAGCGUUAACGUCGCUGCGAACAAGGCAGAGAUCAUCGGAGAAUCUCUUGUUUUUCUGGUUGAAUGGGUCGAGUUGGCCGCCAGUCGGCCAGAAGUUGGAGGUUCGGCUAAGUGAGAUGGAAGUUGCUGUAAUCUCCGUCUUACAGAGCCCUCUCUGACAUCUUACGAAUCAAACAUUUUCGCUGCUAUUGACGUGGCUCGGGAAUACGUGCCCAGCAAGUCUGUUGAAGCCCUUCAGAAAUGUGCUAUUGUAAAGAAAGAUCUUCUUUUCGAUUUACUAUCUUUUGAUGUAGGUUUAUUGUGAACUGAAGAGUUAUUCAAGUGAACUGCGUUCUCGAAUAGAAAUCAUGGUGAAGAAUGGGUUGACUACCGUGAUGAUUCCCGAAGAAAUGUAGGCCUCCAAUUAUAUUUCUUCUGAUAUUUCCUUUUUUAGACCAAGUUAUCUUGAACUGGUUGCGAAAUGCGCGAAAAACUCUUUGUUCGAAUUGGAUCUCACUGCCAUUGACUCAUGGAGUUAGUCUGUUUUUUUAUGCAAGACUAACUUUUUCAAAUUUAAGACAGGCAAAAGAUCAUUCCCGUUUUGUGUUCAGCAAUCACAGAUCAAGCUUCUUGGGAGUUAUUGAAGGUUCUUAUUGAGAAAGAGCUUAGAAAAAGAGUCGAAGACAGCUCAGGUGAGACUGAGACAAAAUGAAAAGGCGAAUUCGGAUUAAGACGACCUGUCGACGGCUCUUUCGGCCUACGUCAGCAUGUGCUCGAGAAGUCAGCCCAGCGAGGAGCUGGUCUACGGCCAAAUCCUCCAUUUCGCCCACAUUCUGACAUCGGUCAGCCAUCAAAUUCCAGAUUCCUUGGACAGAAUUAACAAGAAGAUACCGUAAUUGACACUGUUUGAGCAAGAAAUUCGUGAAAAACGAAAUCUUCUUUUUUGCUCUUAAGCUUCUCAGAAGUUACUGAUUCCGAUGCGAUCCUUGUAGAUUUUCGAAAAAGAAAAAACUUAACACUUUUCCAAAUAAAUAAAGAUUUUGAUUCUACAGAUGCCAGACAGUGGUUCCGAAGAGCAAGAGCAGCUUUUGGGAGCAAGUCUACAGAAAAUGACCCUCCUGCUCUCGUCGACUUCUCACUCCAACUUCAUGUCCACUAUCUCAGCUCUCUUCCGAGGUUCUACAGUCAAAGAAUCGAGUCUUUAUCUUCUCGAAGAACGCUUCUCCUUGUCCUUCUUACAAUGCGAGGUAUUGCUAAUAUUGGCUGGAAUUUCGAAAUUAAUCUAAACAAAAAAAUGAAUAACUAGUCAAUGUUUUUUUUGUACAUGUAAACAUUACUGCAUUUUAUAGCAACUACGAUUAUUCAGAGGAAAGAUCUUUUGGAAGAAGCUCGGACGUCUUCUCACAUGAGUAAGAAGUUCAAAAAUCGAAUUCUUUUUGCAUCUGUCAAUCGUGGAUUCGUCGAGAAUCAGGAUAUUUCGGCAACAGAGUGAGUUUGGAUUCCAAAUGAUUUUUGAAAAGAUUUUUUCAGAGAAUCGGCAGUAGUAGUGAAAGCACUACUACUACGCGAGACUCCAAAAGGUAUCAGGCUCCUGAAAGAGGUUGUAUCUGUAAUUUUGUAGCAUCCAUAUCCUUAUUUUUAGCUUCUUCUUGAAGCUUCGAACAGGUCUCAAAGUGACGAGGAGUUAGAGAAACUAUUUCCCUAUUUGUUGGAUUUCAAUAGGUUGGACUCAGAACCGACGCUGUGUCGAUAUGAAACAAACGGACCUCUCUGGCGUCAAAGGUCUGAUUUUGCGUUUUUCAAAAAGUUCAAAAGUUGAGCUUAGAAUAUUCUUCAUGAUCGUGCCUGCCUACAAAGAAGUUAUCGACCUUUCUUACUCAACAGGUUCUCUAUACUAUUAUCACAAACAUUGUUUAACUGAUUCAGCUGGAAAAGGCAUUUUAUACGGAUUUUUGCCGCCUUUGCUGGAAUUCGCUCAAUCAUUGGGAAACCCUCACAUCAAGGAUCAGUUCUCUAUAGUUAAUUUUUCCUUUUUUAGCAAGAAAAAGUGGGGUUUCCAGCUUUUGCCAAUGUUCAUGGACUCUCUGAGAAGAGAUGAGGCUCUUUCGACUUCGGUUUUUCGGUCGAUCCCUUCCUUCAUCCAGGUCGCCGAGGUUUUGGACCCACAGAACAUCGCAGUUCUUGUCAACCGAAUCAGCAACGUCAUAAAUAAUGAUUCUACCAAAAUGGUAACCGCCCUAUACACAAAAUGAAGGAAAGCGGGGCUUUUUCACAGAAGGAAAAACGCUAAAAAAAUCUGGAUAAUUAUAAAUUUAAAUUUGAACGAAAUCAAUUAUUUUUUUGUUGUCCACAAGUUAGCAAAAAAAUUAAGGAGCGAGUUCAAAGCAUUUUUCUCUUUUUUUAAAAAUACUGAUUUGUUUUUUUUUGUGUUGAAAUGAUCGAAAAGAAAAAGAAAGCUAACUCGAAAAAUUAAACUUCACGUUUUUGAUUUUGGUGGAUUUUAGGCAACUGUGCUCGAUUCCCUGGAAAGUCUGCGUUUUUUGGCAGCUCGCCAACCCGCGAGGUCCCUUCAGCCGUUCAUUCAGCCGGUUACUGUAGCUCUGAACAAAUUGCUCGCUCACCGAAAACGUCUCAUUCGACAGAGAGCUGCCGCCGUCAAAAACACGUGGUAUGUAGAUUUUCAAGAGAGCUUCACUAUGAUUGAGAAAUCUAUAAGCUAGACAACAAUUUCAACCGUUUCCACAUGGAAACUGGGUUAUAACUCUGAUGGACUUUUUUUCAAAAAAAGGAUAGAGAGAGUUGUAGAAAUAUUUUGAGGCACAACUGAUCGAAAGUUACUCUGAGCCAAUCUCUAUCGUACACCGUUCUCGUUAUUUUUUUGCACAUCAGUAGAAAGUUUUUGAUUACGAGAUCACUAAGAUUUAAAAAAAAAGGUUUAUCUUCUCUUUCAAUAAAAAAUUAAGGUAUAACAUUAAUUGAAUAUUUGAAAAAAAAAUUGAAGAACAUGAAUUAAUUUUUUCUAACUGUUAAUGUUUCAGGGAGACACUCGCAGAAAAGUGA